Molecule: messenger RNA, 2374 nt
Organism: Astrephomene gubernaculifera
Lineage: Eukaryota; Viridiplantae; Chlorophyta; Chlorophyceae; Chlamydomonadales; Astrephomenaceae
Source: the annotation of a GenBank genome assembly
ACUGCCUUGCCUCUUGGUUUAAUAGUCGCUUUCUUCCUAGGCCAGAAGGCACAAUACUUGUAGACUCGUAGGUUUUUAGUGUUUUUGCGGUUAGUUCGCACUGUUUAGUUCCACAGUGACAAUGCGCUUCGGCCUGGGUGUCGGCAUUGCCUCCCUCGUGGUUGGUGCUGCUGCAGUCUCCUUACUUAUCGCAGCGAGCAUACCGUCGUCUACUGCAAAUGAAACGGCGCUUCUCAUGACCUACUCGAUGUCCUCGGCCCUAUCCGCUGACCGCGAGUCUGACAUUGACGAGACCGACGAGGACAACUAUGAAGAAGGCGAACAUGAAGUGGAGAUUCCCUUCCACCCUAACACCAUGUCCAUCCUUCCAUCGCCAUCCCGUUUGUACCACGUCGAAAGCCUACUGCCUCUCGGGCCAGUAGUCGAACACACUGGUUAUGAGCAGGUCAAUAAAAACCCCGGCUACUGUGGGAGCGGUCUACACAACCGGUUCAGCGUCAGCAGCAUCGACUCUUGCAGUUCCCAUGACGACACCGUGCACUGUUGGCUGACCAUCGCGGUCGGCAAGCGCGACUCGGCAUCAGGGCAACCCUGCCAAGCUGAGGAUGAAGGAAAGCAGCCUCGACAGCUUGACGCCAGGCUUUGCGGUGAGGACCAAUCGCCUGUCCCGGAGCAAGCCAAGGUCCAAGCUUGCGCGGAGCUACAUGGGGAUUGCGUCGUUACCAUUCGCCAUGACCUAGUCCACGACGAGAAGACCCGCGGGCCCUUUGCACUUAUUCCCCAAUCCCUGGCUGACGACCUGCCUGUGCCAAUGGAGCGGGUCGUGGAGCAGAGUACGGUACAAGCCGUCGAGUUUGUGCCGUACCCGGCAUCCCACUCCGAGCCAAUUUCCCUGGAGCUUCCCCAACCAUUCAACAGCCGCCCCGCCUUGGCCUACCUGUCAUCGCCGCUCCGUUUGCUGCCGGCUGCUCCUCAGGACGACUCCUCACCCGCCCCAAAGAGCCAGCCUCGGCCCUCAGUCUCGGCGUGUUCUUCAUCCCCCCUUGUGGACCUCCUGCCGUCUUCACAGCUGGAGAUGUCGUCACGUCUGGCAGUUGGCGACCGAGCGGAGGAUCAGUCCCCUGUGGCCAUGGCGGCUUGCGAACACCAACUGCCCCAAGCCCUGCCCCCAUUCCAGCUCGAGUCCAGCGCCUUCACAGCGCCCCUCCCUUGGAAGCCUGAAGCCGUCCAGGACAACGGCCUGUCGCGUACUGCCAGUUGUCAGCUGGGACAGCUACAGGAGGCGGCUUCGACCUCCCAGGCCCUUGAAGCAGCCUGGCUGACCCAUGGGCCGUCGUCAUUUCAGGCGUCGGCCCUCCAGCAGCCGCUGCCGCAGCUUCUGGACGAGGCUCCACCACCCCUGGCCUCGGUUGAAACUGACGCUGAGGUCGACGUUGAGGCCGCGGUUGAGGGGACGGUUGCGGUUGGGUUUCAGGUGGAGUCUCAGCAGCAGGAGGAUAGCCCUAUGGCAGCCGAUCAGAGACGUUUCUCCAUCGCCUACGACCCCCGGGGUAUCGAGUCCUGCAUGCUGAUCACGCGUCUAGCAGGGAGCGGUAACUCCUGCAGCAGCAACAGCGGCAGCGAUGAUCCCCGUUUUGACGUGGACCUGGUCCGUGUUGUGUUCCGCGACGGUUCCGCUCAGCUGGCGGUUCGCAAGACCCUGUGGCUGUGUGGGGACGACUCGCGGGGGCAGGCGGUAAUGGAGGCGGAGGCGAGGGGGCUGCUGGCCUCUUGCGGCAGUCCCUUCCUGGUCGGCUGCCUGGGCGGUCGCGAGCUGCCGGACCGCUGGGAGCUGCUGACGGACUUCGCGGAGGGGGGCAGCCUGGAGCAGGAAAUGGACACUGCCACCUCUGCCCUGCUGCACACCGCCUCCUCCUCCUCCUCCUCCUCCUGCUCCCCCGCCGCUGGACCCCUGCUGCCCCUGAGCCGCCUCCGCUGCGUGGCCGCCUCUGCGCUGCUCGCGCUGACCCACCUGCACUCCCGCGGCGUGCCUCACCUGCACGUGCGCCCGGCCAACAUGCUGAUCAGCGCCGAGGGGAGGGUCAGGCUGGCGGGCAACACGGGGGACGCAGCCUCCGCGGCCCCGCACGACUGCUUCUCCGCCCCCGAGCUGCUCCUCUCUUCGCACCCGCCCGCAGCCCUGCUCGCCAAGGCUGACGUGUUCAGCGUGGGGGCGGUGGUGGCCGUGUGCGCGUUUGGCCGCGUGGGGUGCGGCACGGGGUCCCGCUACGCGCAGUGCGUGUGUGAGGUGCCCGAGUGGGCUCCGGAGGCGCUGGUGAGCUUUGUGCGGGCGCUCAUGGCUGCGGACCCCGCCGCCCGACCCACUGCCAGCGAG